AUGUGCGUGAACGUGUGCGAGUGCGUGAGCGUGUGCAUGUGCGUGAACGUGUGCGAGUGCGUGAGCGUGUGCAUGAGCGUGAGCGUGAGCGUGUACACGUGCGUGAGCGUGUACACGUGCAUGCGGAGAAAAACUUUUACAGGGUCUGAAAGUAAAGAAGCAAAAGUAACACCUAAUCCAGAAAAUUUAGUGCCAUUUGGGGAUGUGGCUGGCUGUCUGGCUAUUCAUGUAAAGAACUGCAGUCAUUUUACACCUAAGAUCGAUGUACAGCACAAGAACAAUUUUUUCAUUCGUAUCUCUAUAAACAACAUUGUGAAAUAUACAAAACUGUGUAGCUUGCUACCCCAAAAUAUACCAUUUGUCAUUAAUGAAAGGAAAACUCUGAUUAAGUUUGAUGAAGUGAAGUAUUUUUCUGUACAGGUUCCCAGACGUCAAAAUGAUGCACGGAAUAAUAUUUACCUGGAUCUAAUGCAAUUUGAUAAUAAAGAAAAGCAUAUUUUGUUAGGGCGUGUUCAGGUACACCUUUAUGAAGUAAUCCAGAAAGGGUGCUUUACUGAAGAAUUUCAAAUGUUGAAUGAAAACACAUUUAUCUGCAGGAUGGAGGUGGACUUUAUGUUCUCCUAUGGAAACUUUGGUUAUGGAUUUUCACAUCAGUUAAAACCUCUUCAGAAAAUUGUUGAGCCACCUAUGUUUAUGAAUAUCCCACCACCUCCGGAAAGAACAGACCCUGUGACAAAUAUUAUUAUACCACAGUCAAUAGAAUAUCCAGCAUUCUUAUCCCCAGACCUGAAAGUUACUGUUGGGAUGCCACCUCCAGAAGACCAACCCAACCAGCCCCCUGCAGUGCGACUUGAAAAACUUCAGCAACAACCUCGGGAAAGGCUGGAAAAAAUGAAAAAAGAAUAUAGAGAUCUGCCUACAUGGAGAGAAAAAGCUGCGUAUUUAGAAGGAAUUCUUAACCCCAAAUUGGGACCUAGUGAACCUAAGGGAAGUGAUACCUAUGAGGUACCUGAGAGCCAAUUUGAAAAGAAGCCUGAAGAUACUGUAACAUCAGAUAUCUCUCAUAUAAAUAAGGAAGUUGAAACUAUUCCAACUGAGGAUGGAGAUAACUCAAAGGCGUUUGGUCCUAAAAGGGAUGAACCAGCAAAACAAAGAGCUGCUCCAUUGUUCACUAUUCCUAACCUGACAAUAACCGAAGGGAACAAAAUGAUACCUUUAGAGGAACACCAAUAUGAACCUGUAACAGACAGAAAAUUGCUUACUAAACCCUUGCAACCAGAAGGAAAAUUAUUGGAUAAACAUCCAAGCAUUUUAAAACGAGAAUCAUCUACAUCAGAGAGUUCAUAUGGUUCAUUUAGUAUGCUGGAUGAAUAUGUAAAGCUCCCUGGUUUUAUACAUGAGUUAAUGCAAGAUAAGAACUGUGGAUGGCUAAAUACAAAUAAAAAAGGAAAAACAGUAAGUAGACAACAUAUCCUAAAAACAAUUGUUAACAUUUUAUAUUGUUUUGAAUUAAAAUUUUAUCAUGCAUCUAUUUUAUUUAAUAUAAAUGUGUUGAAUCUCAACACCAAGGACAGUUUGGAUCCUUUUCUAAGGCUUCCAAACAACAAAAUAUCAGCCACUAAAAGGAGCUACCAAGAUAUGUCCAAAUAUAGAAACACUUUAAGUACAGAGGUUAUAGAACACGAGGACCAAGAUCCUCCUUACCCAACACAUUCAAAACCUCCAAGCCCUACUGAUACAAACCGGCCCAGUGCCCCUGAUCCUGAUAUCAUCACAAUACAGACUUUAAGCAGUAAGAAUAAUUUAGACUGUGAGCCUACCAUCACCACAAUAAAGAGUUUAGAUAUUAAGAAUCACUUGAAGGAAAGACUACCAACAGCAUCUUUGCCAAACUUUGAAGGAGAAUCAUCACUGACUGGAAAUGUAGAUGUAAAUACAGGUCGCCUCUCAAGAUCAUUAAGUUUUACUUCCCUCCUAGACAACUUAAAACAGUCAGUGGUGCUCAAGCCAAAUUUAAGUAAAAAUCUUGAAGACCUUUUAGAUAAAUUACUUUUUAAACCAAAAAUUCCUAACGGCACUGAAGGAAGAGAGAAAAGCCAUAGUUCUCCACUUACAAGUGUUCAUGAUAAACCACCAACAAGUUUGGAAGACAAAAUACUUGAAAAAAUCCAAGAUUUAAAUAACUGGCUUUCAGAAGGAGAUAUUUUGAAUUCAGAGUCUCCUGUAAAUCCAAAAAUUAAAGAUAUUCCUGGAGUUUCAUUGUCAGAAGAUGGGCCAGGAAAUUCUCCAGAGGUAGAAAGGGACCUCCUCUCUGAAAAUCACUUGGAGGACGGUGAUAUAGCUUUUCCAAUAAUAAAAAAAAGUAGUUUCAAAAAGAAACAUUUAGAAAGUGAAGUGCCUAGCCCCGAACCAGAUUUCAAUAGCAUCGCGCAUGAUUACAUUAUCAAGCAGAUAUUCACUGCCCCAUUCUUCUCCAAGUUGGCUAUGGGAGUGGAAGAACUGAGUGAGACACAGAUGAACUGGCAGAAUCAAUUACCCACAUCUUGGGAGAGUUUAUCUCCAAAUAUUCCGGGUCACUAUGAAGAAAAUGAUGAUGGGAGAGAAUUGCCAGAGGCCAAAUCUGUUGCAAGCCAGAUAAUUGAAGCAUUUUCUGUAGAUACUCUUUUAGAAUCUGGGAUCAUCAAAGUGGUAGAAUUAGGUGAAGACCAGAAGGGUUCUUUGCUGCACACAGAGACAGCCUUUGCUGGAGAAAAGCCAAAGGCCUCCACAGAAGGUUAUUCAGAAAUCAAGAGCAAAACAGAUUUUCUUUCAAAGCAGAAUAUACCCAUCAUUCCCAAAGAAACCACUUCUGUUUUGAAUAGAGCCACAUUUAUAGACAAAGGCCAAAAUACAUCACCACAAGACACAUCAUAUCAGUCAACACCAGAUGAAAAAACAGAUUUGCCAAGUAAUGGUCAGAGGCUUGAUAGAGAAGAAAAUGAUCUAAGUUCUACCUUAGAAAAUUUAAGUACCUUGUUAAUGGGUAAACUUAAUGAGCCAGAUGUAACAAUGUUAAAAUCCUUUUUCAAAAAUAUAUUUAAUGUUUUUUUAGAACAUAAUCAGUCUGAAAAGGGAAGACAACCAGAAAAAGAAUUAGAGAGACUAAUCCAACAUCCUUCUCUAAAUAAUGCAGAAGACCUUGAAGAAAUCAAAGAGAAUUUUGAUGAAGCAGACAAAUUAGACAGAAAACCUAAUUUGAAUCCAAAGCUGGGUGUAUUUCCAGAAGCACUCUCAGAGUCAGAAAUUGAAAAAUUUAAAGCUGAGGUAAGCAAAUAUAUCCAGCAUUACCUUGUAGAAAGACUUUCAGAAUCAGGACAUAUCACCAAAGAGGAUUUACCCAAAAUCUAUCAAAAUCUGUAUUUGAUAAAUGAGAAAACAGAACCAAAAGAGCAAAAUAUUUCUCUGGAGAAACAUUCAGAAAUUGUAAAAGAAACGAUGUCUUUUGUAAAUAAUUUUAAUCAUCAUUUUAUAGAUAAAAAUUUGGAAAUAAGGCUGAGAUCCUUUUUAAAUGAAAUUCUGCAAAACUAUUUCCUAAAAAAUCUUUCAGAAAGCAGUUUAUUUAAAGAGACAGAAUCUGAACCUAUGCACUCAAACAUACCUUCUCGAAGAACUAAAAGUUCUUCAAUAUCUUUUCAUGAGUUAGGACAAGACAUUUCAAAGGGGAGUUUUGGCAGAAGGCUUGAUAUAAACAUGAAAUAUCCUGUAAAUAAAUCUCUGCAAAACCAUCUUAUAGGUUUAUCAGAAAAUGAACUAUUAAAUCUAAAAGCUGAUUUAAGGAAAUACCUUCAGGUACUUUUUAUAGAUAAACUUUCAAAAUCAGGACUAAUCACUGAAAGGCAAUUAAAGGGAAUCAGCAAACGUAUAAAUUUGAUUAAGUCUAGUUCCACACCAUUAAAAUGUAUAAAGCCAGAUUUAUCUUUCAGAGAUGAAAAUAAAUUUAUGAAUGAGCAUUCAGAAAAGCAAAAUAAAUAUCCAAAAGUUGUUCAUAAAGCUACUUUACAAAAGGCAUCUGAGGAUAGAAUUGUAGAAACAGAACUGACCAGGAACGAUGAAAAAGAGUAUUUUCCCUUACAGAAUACUAAAGAAAGUCCAGCAAUAAUUAGAGAACAGAAAACACUGACUUUAAUUAAAGUACAACCUUCUUCCAACAAAAAUACCCAAGCAAUUCCAUCAAAAAAGUCAUCAGAAAGACCUACAGACAUAGUGCUUAAGAAACAAAGGAAAGCACAUGGUUUUGUGCAGCUUUCUGAAGCAGAAGAUUUUGAUUUUAAGACAGAGAUUCAAAAUUCACAUAGUCUGAGUGGUAAAUCAGAAAUAACUCAAUCAAACACUUGCUUUGAAAGCACACUAAAAAUGAAGUCCCUUGAAAAAAAGGAGCAGAGCAUCUAUAAAUUGAUGGUACAGGAAACACAUGAAGUAUUGUUGCCACCGAAUGUUAGAAUUCCUUAUUACAAACUGCCAAGUGAAGGUGAAGAAGACAUAGGUAAAUUCACGUUUCCUCCCGGGCAGAGGAACACUUUAACUCAUCUCAGUUCAGAGGCUGGGAACAACCACUGUCAGAGACUGAAAGGAUAUAAUAACAAUAAUAAAAAACAACAUUUAGAAACACUUGCACAUUCUGAAAAAGACAUACAAACUCUUUAUAUAAAACCAAGUGAAAUUUGCAAUGAAAAAUGUGCGAAGGUCCUUGAAUCGUUUAAAUAUAAAGUUGUGGAAGCUGAGAAAAACUCAAAACCAUCCCUCUUCCCAGAAGUAUUGAAGAGAGGAAAUCUAAAGCCCAAGGUCCGGAAAGAAAGAGACUGUGUCAACAAACAAACCAAGUCACCUAAGACGGUGACGGUACUAGCACCCACGCCGCCCACCAGGAAAAGGCCCAGGAAAUCUGUCCCACGGACAUUGCUUCAUUGGACUGCAAGAAGAACGAUACACGAUUGUUCGGAUAGAUUUGAGGAUUUUCCUAUGACCCCAUUUCAGCAUCUUGAAAAAGUGAAAUUAAGAGCAAGGCUUUUAGAAAAGAACCCAGAUGAGAGCCACGAUCGGUUGAAACAUGCAAGACCAUGCACUGCUCCGGGGGUUAACAAGCAUCGAGAAAGCUACACUGGAAAGUUUACAAGUUCUCGAAUGGUUUCAGCAGGCUUAGUUCAUUUAAAUGACACAGUUCCAGAUUAUGAAAUCCAUAAAACACAGCCAAAAAUUUUUAAAAGAAAGUGCUGAAAAUGUUUGCUCACUUGUGAUAUUAUCCAAUUGUUAAACAGCUCAGAAUGAUAUGUGAGGCCGACAGUCAGAAUAUCAUUUCUCCAAUUAACAAAAUGGUUUGGAGAUCUGUCCUUUCCUGUGAUAGAAGUCAGCAACCAAAUUUCAUCUUGUUAGAACCAUUUUGUUUUAAUUAAAAUGUAAAAGAAACACUUUUUGAUGUAAAUGUGUUUGUUUAUGAACUAUAGGGAACACAGAAAUACAUAUUCAGUUCAUAUUCAUUAGCAAAGUUGUAUUCCCAGCUUUUCUUCUUUUUCAUUAUAUGACAGAAUUGCUCCAAUUCAUAGCGCUCAGAUUUUUCAAAUCUGUGUUAUGCUCUGAAUGAUCCCUCACCAGGUUUUAAGUUCUCUAUGUGCUGUUGAUCCCCCUUUAACUCUUCAAUUUUAGUUAUAUUUCUUGAUUCAACAGAAUAUAAUUCUCUAGGCCUAUAAAACUUGUUAAUUUUAAUAUUGGCUAUCACAAUUUUUUACACUAUAAAGAUGAUAAAGAACAGGUUUAAUAUGAAUUCCUGAGGCAGCUCCUACACUGUAGUGACUUUCUUACUUGAAAAACUAUGAAAGGGCCUCUUUAAUAACACAAAGCUCAGGAAGCUGCAUACAUCUAUAGAAACUGCCUAAAAUAUUACCUAGCUAAAUCAGUCCAGGAUCUAAAUCAGAGACUUCUGAGAAUUGGCUCUAUUCUCAUCAAGUACAGUAUUUGGAUCUUGUUGAACUUUGGUUCAUUCUUGAGAAGCAAAACUUCAAUUUAUAGAAUUUUUGUCCGUUUUAAUUUUUCUCCCAUAAGUCAUAAAAACUAUGGGGUUUAAAUAGAUUGGCUAGUGGGGAACUUAAAUCCUGAUCAUUCAUUUAAUGGUAUGAUCAAGGUAAUACAUUUUUUUGGAGGCCAAGAAUUUCUAGUAAUCCUCAAAGUUGUACUUGCAUCAGUCAUAGUGUAACUGGGAAAACAGUUAUAACUUAGAAUCUUCAAGUAGAAGAAACACGGGGAAUUAGUUUCAUGAGUGAUGGAAUCAAGGCUAAGAAGUCAAA
Molecule: messenger RNA, 6317 nt
Organism: Myotis lucifugus (little brown bat)
Lineage: Eukaryota; Metazoa; Chordata; Mammalia; Chiroptera; Vespertilionidae
Gene: CATSPERT
Product: C2 calcium dependent domain containing 6
Exons: 18
Coding region: 1-5253 (1750 amino acids)
Source: RefSeq, a predicted model, not a curated record